Messenger RNA from Sporisorium graminicola, 1587 nucleotides. RefSeq lists its product as uncharacterized. NCBI's taxonomy places the organism in Eukaryota, Fungi, Basidiomycota, Ustilaginomycetes, Ustilaginales, Ustilaginaceae. Bases 1 to 1587 code for a protein of 528 amino acids. The record is from RefSeq and is a predicted model, not a curated record. The transcript has a single exon.
AUGCGGAGCCGUAGCAGCUGCUUCUCGGUCGCAACGGCAUUUAUCGUGCUCAGCGUACUCUCUCUAAUCUUGGGCAACCCAAAGAGUGCCGCUGUUGCUCACCGUCAACAUGGCUCGCUCUACCGACGACAGUCGCCGUAUCAGUACAUCGCCGACGAGCAGGACCCAAUCAAAGCAGCAGCUGACAUUCAGCAGAUGCAAUUUAUUCCGAACAACAGCUCGGUUCCAAACCCGGACUGGCUCAUCCUCAAGGACGAUGGCGGCUCGUCAAAUCCACCGUGGCUUUCCCAAGUGCCGUUCGUGCAGACGCCAAACGCUCAAAACAUGCAGGUCGGAGAUGGCUUGAUGGCGUGGAAGGAAGUGCCAGAUCUCGAAGGGUUCACCCUCAAUCGCACGUUCCAAGUGCUGCCUAACCUGGUCAUGCCCAUGUACAUCUCGCAAAGCUACAAACCAGGUCAAGACAACAGCCGAAUUCAGCGCGCCAUCGUCACUCUGCCAGGCAAGCCGCGUGAUUCCUGGAAGUACGCCAACCUCUUCCGCAACGCGCUCACCGUGGCGACCUCCAACCCAGCCAACGGCAUCAGCGCAGACCAGGUCAUGAUCGUCGGUCCCGUCUUUCUCAACUCGGAUGACAAGGAAGCAGGUGCAGUCAAGGACGGCGAACUCUACUGGCACGGCUCGCAGUGGCAGUCGGGUCACAAGGUACGCAACGAACAGCCCAAGGUCAACUUGAGCUCAUACCACGUCUUGGACAACAUCACCGACUGGAUUUUCAAGUCAGGCGAGUUUCCCUCGAUCAAGCAGGUGGUACUUGGCGGCCACUCGAUGGGUGGGCAAGCGGUGCAGCGUUAUGCUCUCCUCAAAAAGACCAAGGCAUACGACAAUAACAUGCACUUUUGGGUGGGCAAUCCGGGUUCCUGGGCCUGGCCCGACGAUCAGCGGCCGUAUCAGAACGAAACGUGCGAUGGCUGGAGCAGCUGGGGUUACGGAUUCAGUAAUGUAUCCAGCGUCAUUGGCUACGCGCGACGAGACGUCAAUGCGAGCCGGGAGGCCAUUGUCGAGCGCUUUCGUUCGCGCAAGGUGCACUACGCAGCAGGUCUGGCGGAUACCGGUCCUGGUGAUACGCACUGCCAGGCUAAGACGCAGGGGGGCAGCCAUCUGGACCGUGCAUCGCAAUUUGUCCUGGCACUCGGUCGAUUGGGAGGCUUUCCGUCCACACAAACAUUUGACGUGAUCGCCGGAACAUCGCACCAAGACUACCCUAUGAUCCGCGCGGACAAGUCGGUGCAGCGCAUCUUUCUGAGCGACUUCAACACAAGUUUCCCGCUGCUGGUCAACACGACGAAUCCAGGCGAUCUACUCGCUCGUCCACACGGCAAUUCCACUCAUCCCCACCAUGAUCCGACCCAGCCCAAGUUGAAGAUGUAUUCGACGCCCAGGCACCGCAUCAUCGCAACAGCCUUGCUGGGAGGAACAGUGGUGUUUAUCAUCAUCUUUUUCAGUAUGCUUCCGUUCGUGUUCAGCGACAACUACGACGAGCGGGCGUAUCAGAUCGAGAUGUCGAGUCGAAGGCGGCUGCUGUCGUGA